Messenger RNA from Polyodon spathula (Mississippi paddlefish), 2246 nucleotides. It is a transcript of the gene cfap206, whose product is annotated as cilia and flagella associated protein 206. Gene Ontology annotation, biological process: regulation of flagellated sperm motility; sperm axoneme assembly; regulation of cilium beat frequency. The transcript has 13 exons. The coding region runs from base 97 to 1971 and encodes 624 amino acids. The record is from RefSeq and is a predicted model, not a curated record. Gene Ontology annotation, cellular component: ciliary basal body; axoneme. NCBI's taxonomy places the organism in Eukaryota, Metazoa, Chordata, Actinopteri, Acipenseriformes, Polyodontidae.
CUGGCAUGAACAACGCAAGGUGUUUCUCUUUCCACUGAACCACACACAAAAGCCGUUUGAGAAACCAAGUGGACCUGGCUGACGAUAAUAAAAAAAAUGUCCCGUGCUCAGGCUGAAAGUGUCAUCAAGAACAUCAUUAGAGAAAUUGGUCAAGAAUGUGGUGGUAAAGGCCAAGCUGUGUCAGAGACUCUGGUCGCUUUCAUGGUAAAAGCUGUAGUUUUGGAUCCGAGAAACCAAUUCAACGUUGACAGAACGCUUACAAAGAGCGAUGUCCAGAAGCUUAUCAAGCUCUGUGUGGACAGACUACUGGAUCCAAAAAGUCUGUCUCUUGAUACAAUCAAAAUGCAGGUUUACUUUGAUAUGAAUUACACAAGCAGGGGAGAAUUCUUGGAUGAGCACCGGCGCGUGUUGGAGUCCAGGCUAGCCCCAGUGAGUCGAGAGAUCACAGACAGCCGUGCGCGGACUCGAGAGGAGCUGGAGAGCCUGUAUCGCAAGACUGUCAGCUUCCUGCUUCUGCGUUCAGGGCUGGGGUCCCCCACUGACAUCAACACAGUGCGAGAGGCAACCGCGGCCCUUCAGAGCGUGUUCCCCCAGUCUGAGUUGAGCACCUUCCUGUCCCUCAAUAAGAGGGAUAAAGAGCGGCAGCUGAAUGAACUCACCAUGAUUGUCACAGGGAUCCGGCUCUUCAACAAAGACUGUGGAAAGGGAGGGGACUCCAUUGAUGACUUGCCUGCAAUCCUAAAUGAGGCUGUUCCAGCGACCUGCAAACACAUUGAAUCAGAACUACAGGACUCCCAGCAGCUAGCAUACCGCUACACAGCUCUCAUUGAGAAACUGGACAGCAAGGACACCCUGGGCACAGAUCAUCAAGUACAUCCGCACCUGCUGAAAAAAGCAUUAUAUAAUGUGAGACAACACGAAGCAUUCUUGCAAAUUAUUGUGUCUGACGUGAUCACAUGUGCACAGCAAGUGGAAAAGCUGCAGAAAGAGCUUGGAGCAAGGAUGGAACAGUUGAAAUCCACAGUGAAGGCCAAGACUGCUGUUCCCAUAGCACAGGUCUUUCCUCAUUUUAUAGCGUUGUCAAACUAUUGGUCAGGGUUCCAGGAUGAGAUGGUGCUACUGAGUGUUCUCAGUAACAUUGUGACCCACCUGCGAACCUUCCAGGGUAACCUUUCAGAACUCCUCCCACAAAGAGACAUUGAGCCCCUGCUGGAAGGGGAGGAUGUCAGAACUGAUGAGGAGAGGAUGAAGGGAACCGCAGGAGAGCGUAUAAACCCCUUGGAGUAUAAAAAACAAGACUGGCUCUUCCCUGAGACUACAGUUAACUUUGACAGGCUGCCUCUUCAGUACAGGGGCAUUUGCGGAUAUACACUUGUUGAGAAGGACGGCCUCUUAUUGACAGGUAAUCCAGCUAUUGGAAUUUUGAAACACAAGGAAAAGUAUUACAUCUUUAGUUCCAAGGUGACAGCAUGUGCAUUUGCUGCAAACCCAGAUGAAUAUAUUGCAUUGGUAGCAGAAAAGGCAAAACAGUGUGCUGAGCUAAUACAGCUGUUAGAGCUCCACCAUCAGUUUGCAUCUGCCUCCCACUACUCAGAGGCUAAAGCUGGAGACAUGCUGAUGGUAAAACCAAUUACAAAGAGUGACAGCAGUACACAAACAGACACCCACAUAGUAGAACCAAACAUCGUUAAAUCAUAUGAGUGGAAUGAGUGGGAGCUCCGCAGAAAAGCAAUUAAACUGGCCAAUUUGCGGACUAAAGUGACCCGCUCGAUGCAGACGAAUCUGAGCCACAUGAGACGGGACAACAUCUCUCAGGUCUACCUUCCAAAGGAGGCUGGCAGCCAGACCAAGAAGCAUGGAGCGAGCAACGUGCCCAAGCCUCACAUUUACCUGACUGGGCUCCGGGGACAAAUGUCCAAAACAGCUCACAUAGUUCAAACUAAUUUAAGUAGAGCUGUUGAUGAAUCAUAAUGAACUGAUUUUUGUUAUGCUGUAUUUCGUUAAAGAGACGCUGUCUUUAAUACAUUAUUGAAAUGUAUUACAGUUAAAUGUUACUUAUUUUUUUCUAGUAUAUGGAAAGACAAACAUCACUAUAAACAUAUUGGCCUGGUUAGAUUGCAACUUAUAUCAUCCUUUUUUAAAAACCUUUUAAUGAGUAAUAAAUUAUUCCACACAGCUACACUUUUUCCACAUCACUGUAUAUAAAACAAAAGUUGUUUCAUUGUAUUAAAAAAAAACUGUUUAAU